Molecule: messenger RNA, 2355 nt
Organism: Symbiodinium natans
Lineage: Eukaryota; Dinophyceae; Suessiales; Symbiodiniaceae
Source: the annotation of a GenBank genome assembly
AUGUCGGCAAUCUCGGCCGUGAAGCUGGAGAAAGCGCUGGCGAACCUUGAGCGAAAGCUACGCAUCGAGAUCUGCGACGAGCUGGAGCACCGGCUGUCAAGGGAGCUCGCUCCGUGUCUGGCACGGCUGCAAGCGCUGGAGUCGCACCUGGAGACGCAAUUCGCAAACGAGGACCGGAAGAGCGACGAUGCGUCGGAGAUCAUCGAGGUCAAGCUCUGCUCGGACAAACCUCACACACUCGAGACCAUCGCGGACCCCAAAGUUCACGACGCUCACGAAGCUCACGAAGUUCAUCCACAGUUCCAUCCCCAGUUGGAGCACGUCCGUGCACCCGACGUGGACGAUACAACGCAGGAGCCAGUUGCAUUUAUGGAGACAACGCUGAACCUUAUCCUUGUGCUGGGAUACACGGGCAGUGGCUGGAUUGACAUUCUGAUCGCUUGCCUCCUGCUACUUGCAAGUAUGGGCAUGCAGAUCACCUUCUGCGUCAUCUUGCUGACAGAAGACUUCUUGGGCAACCCUUUCGCAGACAAUGUUGCAAUUGCGGAAAAUUGGCGGCGAAGUGUUGCGCACGACUACAAGUACAUGGACUUGGAGCAGACUAGCCUGACCUCCAGGGUUUGCAAUGGCGAUGGCAAGUUGAUCCUGUCAACAGAGCACGCUUCACUGCUCGGACAGAUCAACGAUUUCCUCGACCUGCAACAGGAUGGCUUUGAGUUGUCAUAUUUUCAGCCUGGCACACUUCUCUGCAUGCUUUGCAUCUUCCUUUGGUGCCUUUACAUCUGCAACGAGCUCCGGUCCUCCCUGCUUUCCUUGGAAGCCGUGGCACAGGUGCCGCGAUCUGGGCGGAGCAAGUUGCAACGGGGCCAUCUCCUAUGCCUCUCUCAAUCUCGGUUCUUAGUGUACUGCCUGUUCCGGUGCUACCGCAUUGGCAUUGCAAUGGGACUCCUUUAUGCAGGGGUCUUGUGGCUUGGUGCCACCACCUCCAUCACGGACUUAAUCCUGAAUGCUGUCGCGCUGUCGGCCGUCCUCCAGGUGGAUGAGAUCUUCUAUGCUGCGCUCAUGCCCAAGCAGGUCCAGACCAGUAUCCUGGACCUUGAAGCCAUCAAGGUCACAUACACCCACCGGCGUAGCCAGCUUGAGUCGUUGCUUCUGUUCGCUUUCAUGGCUGGCCUCACCCUCUGGUCCUACUUCAGUGUGGUUAAGCCCUUGACCGAGAGCAUGAUGCAGGUUAAGCAGGCAUACUGCGGUGGCAGACAAGAUUUUGUUGUUGCAUCCAACACGAACCAGAACAUCACUGUCGGGCUGCAGACGCGCAUAUUCCAAAGAAGUGAAGAUGCUGCCAACGCUGCGCAAUUCGCUGUUGAGCAGUGGAUUCAGAAGCCAAUUGGCGCAAGCCCACUUUACAUUGCAUUUGCACGAGACAAUGCGCACUUCGAUGAGCGGCUGGCACAGACCAUGGAAGGAAAGGCAUUGUCAGAAGGGGAAUGUAUCAACUGGGACACCGUGUUCCUGGGAAAUCUGACGCACGACCGCCACGAGAUGUUUCGGCCGUAUUUCUACAGUGCCAGCUUGACAUUGGGCUUGCCAGCAGAUACAAAUUGCUCAGGCAUGGCGUCGUUCUGCGACACAUUUGCAGGACGAGUUCUGCGUUUCGUGUGCCCGCGAACCUGUGGAUGUCACGAACGAGAUGCCCAGCCUUUACUUCGAGUGGCAUCCGAGGGCUGCCCCUCGGGCUGCGCCAAUGAAGCCCAGGCUGCAAUGAGGUCAACACCCUGUCAGGAUGACGACGUGUCUGAGAUGCAGGUGAAAUGGGACUUCUUUUGGGACACGUACACAGCCGUCAUGCUUUAUGUCUUCAAUAUCGAAGAUGUGAAUGCCUCUGGGUACGCCUGGCUUGAAAGUGCCGUCCAGCAGGUCAAGAAGGUGGGAUGCCCUGGCAUCGGCGGAGUGGACUUUCCCCUUGAUCCCUUCACAGGGCGGACGUGGUGCGAAGGGCAUGCUGACGUUUACCGGCCCCUGGCGUGGCUCUGCCCGGAGUCCUGCGCCUGCGCCGGAGCAGAUCCUCUGCCAGAAUACUGUCCACAGAGCUGCGCAGGCUGCAAAGACGCUGACACAUUUCCUGUUGUGGGAGGCAUUUCCAACUGCGAUCAGGCCAAAGCUGCAGGGCUCUGCGUCCAAUUCCCAGAUCAGGCGCUCGCAUAUUGCGCUGAGACUUGCAACCUUUGCCACCUUAUCGGGAAUUCUACGGCGAGACGCAUGGGCAGUGUAUGGGCAUGGGAGAACGACGCAGAGUUCGGAGAACCUGCUCUGGAGAGCAUUCGGAGACAUCACCGCCGACAUCAGAGCCCUUGA